Messenger RNA from Hyposmocoma kahamanoa, 2418 nucleotides. RefSeq names its product ETS-related transcription factor Elf-3-like (gene Ets). Gene Ontology annotation, molecular function: DNA-binding transcription factor activity, RNA polymerase II-specific; sequence-specific DNA binding. Gene Ontology annotation, biological process: cell differentiation; regulation of transcription by RNA polymerase II. NCBI's taxonomy places the organism in Eukaryota, Metazoa, Arthropoda, Insecta, Lepidoptera, Cosmopterigidae. The transcript is spliced from 2 exons. Gene Ontology annotation, cellular component: nucleus. The coding region runs from base 46 to 1206 and encodes 386 amino acids. The record is from RefSeq and is a predicted model, not a curated record.
AUUCCGCCGCGAACUGUCGGCCGCGCCGCCCGUCCGCGCCGCAAUAUGAUUGACUACGCGCGUCCUCCCUACGACCAAAAUAUGUACGAUCUGCACCUCCCCCCGACGCCGCCCGCACCCGCUCGCCUCGACGACUUCCAAGUUUUCAAAAAAGGUGCCGCGUCCUACAUCUACGGGAAUUACUACAGCAACCCUUCGUACGACUCCUACAUCGAACCAGAUAUUGACGCAGCCAACAACGUUUACCACAACCUUCUUUCAUCUCGCGAGUGCCACCGUGACAACUGGAGAAACAAGAUGAUCAGCCACUGGAACGAAGAAGAUACAGUAUCUUGGAUUAUUGACAGCACACAGUGCAUGGGCUUUACAGAGUAUGAAAUUCCGUAUUACAACUUUAGAAUUGUUGGCGCCGAACUGCAAGAUAUGAAAAGAGAGCACUUGAUACAACGGUUUGCACAUCCAAAUGUUGAUCCAAACUUGACAAGAAGAAUAGGAGACAAUAUUUUCGACAAACUACAGAGUUUGCUGCAACAAGACAUAUACAGACAGUCCACAGUUCUCCGUUAUGCGGAAGGUGACUCCUAUUCUCAGGAUCAUAUAGGAACAGUGUUAGAUUUAGAUUCACAGGACCACAAAAACAGAUUAUAUUUGUCAGAUUACAAACCAAACGACAGCAGUCUACUGAUAGGCGCGUGUGACUCGAGUGACGACGCUGAAUAUGAUGUUCUGCGUUCGUCAGAAACCGCCUCUCCAGAAUACGACGGUAGCGAUGGGAGCAAGUCUGGAGACGAGGAUGAUAAGAAAAAGUUGUUCAAGAGAGCUCCAGGUCGGCCCAAGGGCAGCGGAAAAAAGAUCUGCAAGCGUCCCCGUAGCGUUUCCGUUCCGGAGUUCCUAAGAAAUCUGUUAUUGGAUCCAAAAUAUUGCCCGUCUAUAAUCAAAUGGGAAGACCACUCACUUGGGAAGUUCAGAUUCGUGAAACCAGAUGAAGUGGCCAAAUUGUGGGGCAGACUGAAGCAGAAUGACAACAUGACCUUUGAAAAGUUCAGCCGGGCCAUGAGGUACCACUACAGACAAUCGGUCCUAGUCUCAGUGCCGACCGCCCGUCUCGUAUACCAAUUUGGUCACAAGGGUCCUGACUUUAAAACCGACAAUCCCAACUUCCUCAAAGUCAAAUCUGAAUUAGAUACGUACGAUAUUUACUCCUAGUUAUACUUAAAUUAUUAUUAGGUUAGCUUUAAAUGUCGUUAAUUAAUGUUUUAAAUAUUUAUACCGACUUCGUAUGUUAUAUCGAGCUCUUUUGCAUUUUAGUGAAUGUACGAAACUGAAUUACGUAAGAACAAUUCGUGAUUGAGUUUUUCAAAAGUGCAGUUGAAAUUUUCGGUGCAGUUGUUGCACGUUGAAUUAAUUGUGAUGCAACUGCGAUGUAGUUGCAAUAUGGACUGCAAACAAAACAGUGUCUUUUUAAAUCAUUUAUUUAUACUCAAUGUUUGUAAUGGAUCCAAAUUACUUAAGACUACAACAUGUCGGAGUAGAUACCUACAUUUUUUUGAAGUCGGUAAAGCUCACGAAUGGCGGUGUUACGACUAAGUUAGUUAUAGAUAGUUAAAGUUUGGAAUCUGUCUGGGGUUGUAUUAAGAUUAAAUUUCGCUUGUCCAAACGGAUCUAGUUUUACCAACCGGAGGGCGAAUGAUGUAUUUAAGUCAGUAACGCCAAAAUAGCAAUGUCUUAUUGGCUACUUUUGAUAUUUAAACAUAGCGCCCUCUAGUGAAAGUGAAAGUUAUUUCUCAUUUUCUCGAUCAUAAUACAGGUGAAAACACAUUAUUUUUACACCUUGUGUAUGGUAGGAAGUAAAUAAUAGAGGUGCCAAAUGUAGGUGUUUGUUGACUUUAAAAGCAAUUUAAAAUUAAAUUGGGAUUAAAAUAAUCUAUAUACCACCGUAGUCCUGCCAUUUAGUUCAAAUUGGACUACAUGAGGUUUUUGUCGUUGUUGAAUUCUAACUACUUAUUUUUUGACAACGUCCUCUACACUGUUCCGUCUUGUUUCUAUAAUCGAACCAAUAGAAAAAUAAUGGCAACAUAGUCCAAUUAGUAGGACUAACCGACAGGAUUACGUAAGUGUAUAACAUCCGUAUAGUGACCGGUGAAAAAAGAGCGAAAUAGCGUAAUAAAUAAAACCUUUUCAACCACAAAAAAAUUUCGGUCAACCGUAAGUGGUUGUAGGAAAGUCGAAAGUUGUUUUGACACGGAAAACAGAUAGAGUUGUGGCAAGUCGAUUAUUCGUGUACCGAUAAAAUAGAUAGGUGUUUUUCCGAAUGUUAUUAUGAGUGUGAUUAGCAUAAGUUGAUGUUCGUUCAAAUAUAUUUAGUAUUUCUUUUUAAAUUACUUAUGAUUACCAUUUUUUUUAGAUUAUUGUAAUGUA